Messenger RNA from Spodoptera frugiperda (fall armyworm), 1470 nucleotides. RefSeq lists its product as uncharacterized. The transcript is spliced from 2 exons. The coding region runs from base 1 to 1002 and encodes 333 amino acids. NCBI's taxonomy places the organism in Eukaryota, Metazoa, Arthropoda, Insecta, Lepidoptera, Noctuidae. The record is from RefSeq and is a predicted model, not a curated record.
AUGGCUUACGGUAACUCUGGAAAACCUGUCCGCACAGAGAAUGCACUUUGUGUAAUAUCCCUUGGAGCUGAGCCAGUUAUUGAACAGCGUCAAGUGGCGACUGCAUUGGAACAGUCGCAUGAAGAACUCGUUUCUUUCAUCAGAGAAGUUCGUGAGAAAAGUAGAAGACUGUAUCUUGACGUGAAGAAGUUAAGAACAGUCAUAGACAGGAGAAUUAUUAUUAAGUGGUCUCAUGACAAUGGAAUAGUGCUAAAUACAGAGAAAACACAGUACCUAAUUAUACACUCACCAUACUCACCUCUGAAGGAAACUCCUUUACCUAUAUACACUCACACGUAUGAUUGCAUUCAUAGAUACACGGUCAAUUGCAGCUGCAAACCUAUCCAGAGAGUAGAUUGUGUGACUUACCUAGGGGUCAAAGUUGACGAGCAUUUUUCCUGGAUUGAUCAUGUAAAUUACUUGUGCAAUAAACUUAGAACUAUAUUAAGUAAAUUUUACCACCUAAGUUAUAGAGUUCCUAGUAGUACAUUAAGAGUGUUGUAUAAAUGUAUGGUGGAGUCUGUGAUGGAUUAUGCUCUUGAUUGCUAUGGGCUAACAUUCAAAACCCACAUAGAAAAAUUAGAAAAAUUACAAAUUAGGUUCCUAAAACUACUAGUAGAUAAAAAAACUAAAAAUAAAUAUAAAAAGGACUACUAUAAAUUAUUCAAAAUCUGUAAAGUAUUACCUAUCAGUCUCAAACAUAAAUACAUUCUCGCAACCAAUAACCAUGGCAAGCAUGAGCAUAAUUCACUACUGACAAUAGUUUGUAAUAAAAACAACACCCGAUCGAUGACGUCUGGUAAAUAUGAGGUACCAAGAGUUAACAAUGUUUAUGGUGAUCGAUCAUUAAAAAAGCGUAUCCCGUACUUACUCAACCAUUUACCAAACGAAAUCCGGGAAGAGAAAAGUAAGAAUAGAUUUAAGUCUAAAUUAAAAAAAUAUCUGUUUAGCACAUUACCUUAAUUGCUGUUACAAUAUUUACACUACAUACUAAAUAACAAACUAUAGUAAAUUUCUUAACUAAUAAAUGUACUCGCAAUCUAGCUACUAGCUACCUAAACAUGUAAAUAAACAUACACGUAUAUAUAUAAACAUACUCCACUGAUAUAUAGGUACAUAUAUAUAAUAUAUAAAUGAUACAUAUAAUACAUACACACAUAUAUAUAUUUAUAUAUAUAUAAAUAAAUAAACAUAUAUAUUAUUGAAUAAAACUUAUUAUACUACACAUAUUAUACAUACAUUACACUAUACAUACACUACUACUACACAUAGUACACUACUACUUACUAUUCAUUAUACUACUGUGUAAAGAUAAACUACUAAUACAUCCAUUGGAUCCGACAGACAAACUAAACAUAUAGUUUUGUCGGACUAUAAACUAGAUCAUAAGUUCAUUAACAUGUACCGUUUAAUAAAUAAAUAAAUAAAAAA